This is a messenger RNA of Pongo pygmaeus (Bornean orangutan), 469 nucleotides long. RefSeq lists its product as uncharacterized. Lineage: Eukaryota; Metazoa; Chordata; Mammalia; Primates; Hominidae. The record is from RefSeq and is a predicted model, not a curated record.
AUGUGUGGUGCCAGUGGCCAGCACCCCAUGAGACGCAAACAUCAGGGGAUCCAGCUAAUACCUCAUUCCCCCUUGGGGCCUGGCCUAGACUGGGUAUGUGGUGUGUGUGUGUGUGUGUGUACUUGUCAUCUAUCCAUCCAUCCAUCCAUCCAUCCAUCCAUCCAUCCAGGGAUUCAUUCAUUCUACAUGCCAAAUGUGGGCCAGGCUCAAGGGACCCAGAGAGGAGAGCCCUCUGGGAGUCCCCAGUCUGGUAGAGGAAGCAGGAGUAGACACAAUAAGAGCACAUUAGAAACAGGCACAAUCACAGAUGGAAGCCAGGUGCUGUGGGUGCCCCAAGGAGGAAUUGCCUUGGGUGGAUUAGGGAAGACUUCCCAGCUAAGGCUUGGAGCACAGGUAGGAGUUCAUUUGGUGCCAGUAGUACAAGUAGUGGCCAGGUACAGUGGCUCACGCCUAUAAUUCCAGCUUGUGC